This is a messenger RNA of Eremothecium cymbalariae DBVPG#7215, 1743 nucleotides long. RefSeq names its product Thp3p (gene THP3). Bases 1 to 1743 code for a protein of 580 amino acids. Lineage: Eukaryota; Fungi; Ascomycota; Saccharomycetes; Saccharomycetales; Saccharomycetaceae. Gene Ontology annotation, cellular component: nucleus. The record is from RefSeq and is a predicted model, not a curated record. The transcript has a single exon.
AUGAAUAAUUACAACCAAGUCACGCCCCUGAAGUUGGGUAGUGGGUCUAAGGCGCAAGCGAACAACGAUGCAUCUAUGUCUUCUGGUAUAAAAAGCCAGUUUCAGGAUAGUGGUUCGUCUUCUGUAAGCGGUAAAAAUUCAAUAGAUACUGUUCAGUUUGAUGCGUUGAAGUCUUGCGGCAGUGGAUACAUUGGAUUUCAAAGUGGUCGUCAUAACAGUAGUUUUGUACUGCAGCAGCAACAUAAUGGAGGCACUCUCAGCAGCCACACUAUACCUCAAUCAACCAUUGCUGGGAAUGCUGUAAAAGUUCCUGACAAUUUAUGUAUACCUGAUUAUUCUCUCUUCUUUUCUCCAAAAGAUGCGUAUGCUAAUAAACCCCCUGGGUUGAUUAACUGGAUUGAUAGACAAUACGCCAGGGCUACACAGGAGAAGUUUAAUGAGGUAAAGAUGAAGAUGUUUAUUAGUCAAGCAAAUAAACUAAUUUCCAAGGCGUAUGCCACUAACAAAGAAUGGAAGAAUGACUGGUUCCAGCAGCCUCACGUGCCUGUAUUUAGUAGAGGUGGUCUGACACCUCCAAUGCAAUUACAAUGCGAAAUGAACGAAACUGCAUACAAUAAUAAGCGAAAGCUUGUCAUUACAGAAACUGUACUAGAUUCACCAUCUCCUGCUCAAUCCGUUGCAGUGGGUAAAAACUUGAAUAGUAGUAACAAAGCUGGCUUUACUCAGCAGCCACAUUUACCUCGAUCUGGACUGCACGACAAGAAAUCCCUAACAGAACAAGAUAGAAAGAGACGAAGACUAGAGCGGUUUGCUGCUAGUGGAUCGGCAUCGAAGAAAAACACAGUUGCUGAUGAUGACGAUUUCUCUAACUUAAAUGCCACAAGUAAUCAUUUCUACAAGUUUGACAAGAAUAAUCCUGUGGUAGGGCGUUGUAACACGUUGGAAAAAAGGUACCUACGAUUAACAAGUGAACCUGAUCCCAACAAUGUUCGUCCGCUACAUAUUUUGGAAAGAGCUUUUCAAUUUAUAAUGGAGAAGCGUCAGAAGCAAGCAUCAUAUGCUUACCUUUGUGACCAGUUUAAAUCCAUCAGACAGGAUUUGAAGGUCCAGCUUAUAGAGAAUGAUUUUACUUUAAAGGUAUACCAGACGCAUGCGAAACUUGCAUUAGAAAAUGGGGAUUUGGGUGAAUAUAACCAAUGUCAGGGUAGUAUCAGUGAACUAUUUGAACAGAAACACAUAGAAAAUAAGCAUUUUGCUGAAUUUAUGAGUUAUCGUAUUUUAUAUCACUUGUUGACUGAGGAUCAUGCUUCAAUUAAUGAGAUCCGGUUAAAAUUAUUGGUUGAGUAUAAUGAUUUGUGUAAUGACCCAAUGAUUGAGUUAUCUCUAAAUAUGGCACAAGCUCAAUCUCAGGGAGAUUAUCAUUCUUUUAUGAAGCUAUAUGGUAAGACAGAGGGUCCAAUGAAAAGUUUAAUAAAUGAAUUUAUCAAGCGGGAAAGGCUAAAAGCCUUGAAAACGAUGUGUUGUGCCUACAAUCAAUUACGGUUGUCUUUUUUAGUUUCAGAAUUAAGUCUCAAGGAUGAAGAUGAAACCUUCCAGUUUUUGACUGAUUUCGAUUUAUUCGAUUUUGUGGUCUUACCUGAGGGUGAUGCGGACACUAUGUAUUUGAAUUUUAAAGAAUGUCGAUCUACUAUUUUAAGUCGCUAUAAUAAGCCAGUAAAGGUUGAUAUUAAGGGACAGAAGUGA